Micropterus salmoides (largemouth bass) is the source of this 3477-nucleotide messenger RNA. Its product is annotated as vesicular glutamate transporter 1-like. The record is from RefSeq and is a predicted model, not a curated record. NCBI's taxonomy places the organism in Eukaryota, Metazoa, Chordata, Actinopteri, Centrarchiformes, Centrarchidae. Gene Ontology annotation, cellular component: synaptic vesicle membrane; excitatory synapse. Gene Ontology annotation, biological process: synaptic transmission, glutamatergic; regulation of synapse structure or activity; neurotransmitter loading into synaptic vesicle. Bases 1 to 1743 code for a protein of 580 amino acids. Gene Ontology annotation, molecular function: neurotransmitter transmembrane transporter activity; L-glutamate transmembrane transporter activity. The transcript has 13 exons.
AUGGAGAUCCGGCCGGACAGGUUUAAGAUUGUGGCAGCCAAGACUCUCGGGAAAAUAUACGGAGCUCUUGAGAAGAAGCAGGAAAAUGGCGAGACCAUUGAGCUGUCGGCGGAAGGCCGGCCGGAGCUGUUGGAGGAGAAGGAGGUGCCCGUGGUGGACUGCACAUGCUUCGGCCUGCCCAGGCGCUACAUCAUCGCCAUCCUCUCUGGCAUUGGCUUCUGCAUCUCCUUUGGUAUCCGAUGUAACUUGGGAGUGGCCAUUGUCAGCAUGGUCAACAGCCACACCAUCUUCAGAGACAACAAGAUGGUCGAAGUGAAAGCUCAGUUUGAUUGGGAUCCGGAAACAGUGGGAAUGAUCCACGGGUCCUUUUUUUGGGGGUACAUAGUGACUCAAAUCCCAGGAGGGUUCAUCUGUCAAAAGUUUGCAGCAAACAGAGUGUUUGGCUUUGCUAUAGUGGCCACGUCUUGCUUGAACAUGCUCAUCCCUGCAGCAGCACGGAUGCAUUUUGGCUGUGUUAUCAUUGUCAGGGUGUGUCAAGGACUUGUGGAGGGGGUUUCAUAUCCGGCCUGUCACGGAAUUUGGGCAAAAUGGGCACCACCUCUUGAAAGAAGUCGCCUGGCCACGACAGCCUUUUGUGGUUCUUAUGCUGGUGCUGUGAUUGCCAUGCCAUUAGCUGGAAUCCUGGUCCAGUAUUCAGGAUGGUCAUCAGUCUUCUAUGUCUACGGAAGUUUUGGUAUCAUGUGGUAUUGCUUCUGGUUCCUGGUGUCUUAUGAAAGUCCAGCAGCCCAUCCCACCAUCACUGAGGAGGAGAGAAAAUAUAUUGAGGAAAGCAUUGGCGUGACAGCCCAACACGCUGUAACGAAAUUCAACACCCCGUGGAGGUCCUUCUUUACAUCCAUGCCAGUGUACGCCAUCAUCGUGGCUAAUUUCUGCAGAAGCUGGACAUUCUAUUUGCUUCUCAUCAGCCAGCCUGCAUACUUUGAGGAGGUGUUUGGGUUUGAGAUUAGCAAGGUGGGCAUAGUUUCAGCUCUUCCCCACCUGGUCAUGACCAUUGUUGUGCCUAUUGGUGGCCAGAUUGCAGACUAUCUGCGCACCAACCAAAUCAUGUCUACGACUAACGUCAGGAAACUUAUGAACUGUGGAGGGUUUGGGAUGGAGGCAACCCUGCUCCUAGUCGUGGGCUUUUCUCAUACAAAAGGAGUUGCCAUUUCAUUCCUGGUCCUGGCUGUGGGUUUCUCUGGGUUUGCCAUUUCAGGUUUCAAUGUCAACCACCUGGACAUUGCACCGCGCUAUGCUAGUAUCCUUAUGGGUAUCUCCAAUGGUGUGGGCACUUUGUCUGGUAUGGUUUGCCCACUUAUAGUUGGUACCAUGACGAAGCAUAAGACGCGGGAGGAGUGGCAGGGUGUGUUUCUUAUUGCCUCGAUUGUUCAUUAUGGAGGUGUUAUAUUCUAUGGCCUCUUUGCAUCUGGAGAGAAGCAAGCUUGGGCAGAGCCAGAGCAGACAAGCGAUGAGAAAUGCGGCAUCCUGGAUGAGGAUGAGCUUGCAAAUGAGACAGAGGAGCUGUAUCGCACAAGUGGCGGAGGAGGCUACGGUGCCAUGAACCAGGGAGCAGAUCCCAACGGAGGCAUGGGAGGAGGAGGAGGAGGCUGGGUCUCAGACUGGGACAAAACUGAGGAGUAUGUCCAACCAGAUGGAACCAAUAAUUACCUUUAUGAAGGAGAGAGAGAGCGAAAGUUAACAUAAAACCAGCAGAUCCUCUUCACAUAGCCUUUAGUGAGGCAGAAACAGUCCAUCAACAGUGUGGAGUUUCACCUAAAUGCAUGAAGAACUUUGAAAGUGCGGAUUUAAAAUGGAAUGUGGGAGGGGACAAUUUUCAGGCAGCCUGACUGUAUUAUUAUAACUGAACUGAAUUCUAAGAGACUCCACAGUGAAGGUGAAGACAUUAGCAAAUGUAAAAUGUGUGUUUGUGUGUGAUUGCAAUUGUGUACCUUGUGUGACAGACAAUCUAAGUAAGAGUGUUUUAGGACUCAUCAGCCUCCCCGCAAUCUCUCUUGGAGGAGAGCUGCGGGAGCUUUAGGCCUGAUGUGGCUUUCUCUGAUGUUUAUUCAUUGUAAUAAUUGUAGAAAAUUCUAUAUUAUCUGUUUUGGAUUUCAUUUGUAUGCCUCUCACUUUAUAUAUAUAUAUUUGAAUCAUUCAAGAUUACAAAUCUUUAGACGCACAUUGGUCACAAGCGCAUUUCUGUUGUUGGGUGAAAACCUAUUGGGUUUGAUUAACUGUUUUUUUUCAACCCACAGAAGAGUAUUCACCUCCAUUGAAGUUAAAAUAGGAAAUCACCAGCUACAAGGUUUCACACAAUGUUAUAAAGGCUUUUUCCCCCUAAGAACAAUGUUAAGUUGUGUCCUUAAUGUGCACACUUUUAAGAAAAAUUAUGUUACUUGUGCCAAUACAACAAAAUAUAUUGCACUGUAGUAUUGGUUUACUUAUCCACUGACAAAGUAAUUGAUCACCUGCAAAUUUUAUUCUACACAGCUUUCUAUGAAGCCUAAGUCAUACAAACAUUUUUAAAUGUAGCAUUUUGAUUUCUUCAAGCAAAAAUGUUUUAUGUACUAGGCCUCUAACCUGUCUGCCUGCUUACAAACUCGGGAAUAAAAAAGCCUCGUACAGGACUAGAAGGAAUGUCAUAAUCCAGGAUAAUAAGAAUUCCUCAUCAAAUUAGAGCCAUUUUUAUUUCUAUGAGCUCUCUUUGAGAACGUUUUCUUCAUUCAGCAUUUGAAUUUUGUUCAGUUUGCUUUACAUGUCAUAAUAUACCUCUUUAUGUUACUGUUGAGUUCAGUUAAUUCAUGCUCUAGGCCUAAGUGCAGCCUAUGCAUCAAGAAAAAUUGUGUCACCAUAUAACACAAAACAAAAACACUGAGUCAAAGUUUUUAAGUGCAUAUGUCAAAAUUAAAGGCUGUGCAACUAAAAUUAAGCCUCACAUAGAUCUCAACUCUCAUUCUUUUAUUUUAUAGUGCAGCGGGCUGAUGUUAAAUGAUCAGUAAAUGACCAAAGAGCAAUUCAAAAUAAAAGGCUGAUAAUGGACAAGAAAACAAUGUUGUUUCACUGUACAUGUUUUCUUUUUGUUAGUAGAUGUUGUAAUGUACCUAGCUAGCCCCAAAAUGAAGGUUUAAGAUAAAAAAAAUAUCCCUGUGCUAGAUUAUGGAAUGGUAUCACUUUGGCUAAUACUGUUUCACUGAGUUCACUGAUGGUGGUGAUUAAAUAUUAAAUGUUAGGGUUUUUACUGUUUUUGUCAUUUUUCAUUAAUUUAUUGUUAAUUUUUUGUUCUGGAUUGUAAACUGAAACUGUAUAUGUAAAAAUCAUGUACAUGUGGGAAUAAUUGUAUAAUAAAACAUAGAGGUGAUAGUUCCUGUACAAUAAUUACAGAUAUUCUUGGUAGUUUAUGCUCAUGCAUUACUUCCAUUUCUAUGUUUUAAUGUUAUC